Molecule: messenger RNA, 1544 nt
Organism: Carica papaya (papaya)
Lineage: Eukaryota; Viridiplantae; Streptophyta; Magnoliopsida; Brassicales; Caricaceae
Source: RefSeq, a predicted model, not a curated record
CAGUCGUGUCGUGUUCAGACGGAAUAGAGUGGAUUUCUCCGUCCAUAGACGUAAGCAAUGUCGUCGGCAAAGCUCCUCACAUUUGUCCAUGUACUUCUCUCUGUCCCGUUCUUAUCCAAGCUUAAAAGGAAGAAACUUCUCUCACAAUAUCCCAGUGAAGUUGCAGUUUGAGGCGCCAUCACUUUUCCCCCUUCAUUUAUUUUGGAAAAAUGGCAAAUCAUUCUCAAAGAUGGUUGCUUCUGGUGCCAAUUUUACUGGCACUAAGCAUAACAUGUGCGCAUGCCAUUUCAAAAAGUGCAAGUAAGAUGAAGUCUGCUGUUUUUCUGUCACCUAAGUUUGUAUUGGGACCAGGCUCUGUAGAGAACAAAUUCUAUUACAACAUUGACUUUCCAAAAGGUCAUAUUGCUCUCAAGAGUUUCAAUGCAGAAGUGGUUGACGAGGCAGGAAAUCCUGUUUCCUUGCAAGAAACUUAUCUGCACCACUGGGUUGUUGCGAGAUACUAUGCACCUAAAGAUGAUAAGGAAGUUCUAAACUAUAAUGGAAAUCAGAAGCUUCAAAGACCAGGUUAUAUAUCUGGGAGAAACAGUGGGAUAUGCCAGAAAGGACUUCUUGGACAGUAUUUUGGCCUUGGAUCUGAAACACGGAAAACUGCAACGCAUAUUCCCGAUCCUUAUGGGAUAGAGGUUGGCAAUCCUGCUGAAAUUCCUGACGGUUAUGAGGAAAGAUGGAUGAUUAAUGUCCAUGCAAUAGAUACCCGUGGUGCAGAAGAUAAGUUGGGAUGCACUGAAUGCAGGUGUGAACUAUAUAAUGUUACAGUCAGUGAAUUUGGCCGACCGCUGAAACCAGGAUACAAAGGGGGCUUAGAAUGUUGCUACGAUGGUACUCAGUGUAGACUAAAACAAGGUUUUGUGGGUGCAAGAAGGAGCCUUUACCUGAGAUAUACAGUCAAGUGGGUUGAUUGUAAUAGUUUCAUUGUGCCAGUUAAAAUCUACAUAUUUGAUGUCACCGAUACAUGGAAAAAAUCUGAUGGUUCUUCUGGAUUAAAAUUGGAGCAUGAUUGCAAGGUCGAAUAUGAAGUUGAAUCAUGCAGCAGCACCGGAAUGGUUGGUGAUGCGUGUGUUCACUCCAAGAGAAUAAGUCUUGUCAUGCCAUUUGGCGGUUAUGUUAUAUAUGGUGUUGCCCAUCAGCAUUCAGGUGGCAUUGGUUCCACCCUUUACAGAGAGGAUGGUCAAGUUAUAUGCUCUUCUAUACCAGCAUUUGGAAAAGGAGAUGAACCAGGGAACGAGGCGGGCUAUAUUGUUGGAAUGUCAACAUGUUUUCCUCAACCCGGCUCUAUAAAAAUAACCAAUGAUGAAACUCUGAUUCUGGAAUCUAACUACAGUAGCACCAUAGAUCACACAGGAGUUAUGGGGCUAUUCUACCUCUUGGUAGCAGAACAAUUGCCGAAGCCUGUCCACUCCUUCUAUUCACUUGUUCAAGUAAGAUUCACUUCCCGAGUAAAGUCCCAAACUUUUUUUUCCCUUCCUUGAGAAGAAAUGUUAAGC